CGCAAGUCACCUUUUACCAACAGAGAGGGGAGUAACGUCUGGGGGGGUUAAAGAGAAACAAAUCCGAGAGAGUGCGUUAAAGUAUUAGAGUGGUGCUCCGAGGGCUACGGGACGCUGCGAAUUCACACUGUCACCGUAUCUGUAAGAGACUCAACGUGCUGCGCGGAAGUUUGUGUUUACUGGUGUCGUGGUAGCAGCUAGCUGACUGGCCCUGUUAGCUUGUUAGCGAGGAACCUGGACAUCAACAUUUACUACUAAACAAGCAGCUGGAGAGUGGAAAAAGCGGCUGGUUAUGCCCUAACAUUUCAGACAAACGGUUUGGCAGAUGUUGUGAUAUCAGCGCUGCACUAUCUAAACAUAUUGGAUUUUGCCGGUGCCGAUGACCUCUCGGGCUCGCAUCACUGGACCUGCAACCCGUCCUCCUCAUCGGACCUAGACUACCUACCAGCGGCGAUGGCUCCCCUGUUCAGCUAGUAUACGACGCGUGGAAACUAUCUGCAGCCCCGGUAACCAUGGGAGGAUGUGUGGGGAGAUACUGGGAAGGCUGGGAGGACACACAGAGCCGAGGCUCCUCCAGGAACGGUGGACGAGGAGGACGUAACGAGCCCCUGAAGAAAGAUCGUCCCAAGUGGAAGAGCGACUACCCGAUGACAGAGGGCCAGCUACGGAGCAAGAGGGACGAGUUCUGGGACACGGCGCCAGCCUUCGAGGGCCGCAAGGAGAUCUGGGACGCCCUGAAAGCAGCGGCCGUGGCCCUGGAGUGUAACGACCACGAGCUGGCCCAGGCUAUAGUGGAUGGAGCCAGUAUCACACUGCCACACGGUACUCUGACAGAGUGUUAUGACGAACUCGGGAACCGCUACCAGCUGCCCGUCUACUGCCUGGCUCCACCCAUAAACCUCAUCUCCGAGCGCAGUGAUGAGGAUCCCAGCGACAGUCCCGAACCUCCUGUAGCACCCAAGAAGGAAUUCCAGCUCAAGGUACGUAUGUCCACAGGUAAGGACCUACGCCUCAGCGCCAGCAUGGCGGACACCAUAGGGCAGCUGAAGAAGCAGCUGCACGUCCAGGAGGACAUUGACGCCAACCACCAGCGCUGGUUCUUCUCCGGCAAGCUACUCACGGACAAGACACGGCUGCAAGACACUAAGAUCCAGAAGGACUUUGUCAUCCAGGUCAUCGUCAACCCGCAGGCCCUCCGAGGCCCCAAGCUGUCACCCAACACCACCAACACCACCACCACCACCACCACCACCACUGAGUCCUCCCCUGCAUCUGAAUAAAUGAGAAAAUAACCCAGCACGAAUGGAGGAGAUGGUGGAAGGGGAUAGCAGACGCUGAAGGACCAGCGGCGCCUCCUGAUGCUGGAUAACUUUUUGACACACCUGCUGUUACUGAAAUAGGUUAAAAAAAAAGAUCUGUGGAGUUAUAAAACUACAUGAGGGAGAAACUCAACAGUGCUGCUUUUAAACUACCAUGUGUCAUUGUAUUUUUUUUUUUUUUGGUUCUGCUGGGUUGUUCUGAAAACAAAUCCAGUCACCACACUAACUCUCGUCUUUUUGAACCACCUACAACAUGCCCACAUCAUGCUACUCAUGUAAAGACUCUGCCUCUGCUCUUUUUAUCUGCACGAAUGCUAACGAAGUGCCAACGGUGGAACUGCAGAGGUGUUUGUGUUGGUUCUAAAGCACAUCUCUACUUUGGACUAUGACGCCCAUGGACUCUGCACUGCAAUCCUUUUCUGCUCAUCGGAAACCGAAGGGGAAAGCAGUGAGCGGGAUAAUGAGCUUCUCUUUUUUUUUUCUUUUUUUCUCCAUCUUUCAUUGAGGAAUUUAUUAAACUGAGCUUUUUUGCACAUUUGAA
Molecule: messenger RNA, 1860 nt
Organism: Scomber japonicus (chub mackerel)
Lineage: Eukaryota; Metazoa; Chordata; Actinopteri; Scombriformes; Scombridae
Gene: ubtd1b
Product: ubiquitin domain containing 1b
Exons: 5
Coding region: 513-1280 (255 amino acids)
Molecular function (GO): protein binding
Source: RefSeq, a predicted model, not a curated record